AGACCCGGCCCAUUCAUUUGUGUCCUUUAUAGUGGACAUUUUGUUCACCUGUAUUUUCUUUUACUAUUUUGAGUUACCCUAUCAAGCCCUGCAUUACUCUUUAGAGGACAUCCUGGGCUUUCCAGUGAUGUGUCAUGUGAUAGGUUUGCAUGCUGGGAACUCACUUUUUCUUUUCAAUCAAAAUGGCUGGCAUACCAACAACCACAUUUUAUGGAAAGAGGAAAGGAGAAAGAAGUGAAGCAGAGAGGAUUUUAUACCGAAUAGUAGAGGGAGAUUCAGAUUUGGGGCUGUCAGAUGAGGAUGAGGAUGAGUAUCAGCCUGGGACAGGAGAAGAUGGUGAAGAAGGAGAGGAAGAAGAUGCAGGAGUAUCUGAUGAGGAGACAGACUCAGAACCAGAAAGGGAGCAGGAAAGUCGCCGUGCUUUGUGGGCCAGGACUACUUUGUAUGUUUUAUUUAGUUCUAGGCUAAUGUAUCCAAUUCUAUUAUCAUAUUAGAUUAUUGCUGUAUUAGUAUUUAGUAUUUUAGUACUUAUUUGUGUUUUUUUUCCAUCCAUCAUAAUAGAUUCACACCUGUGCUACCUGGGCUUCCUGUCUAUCAAGAUGACCCUAAAAUCCGAGAACACUGGAGUCCAAUCCAAUACUUUUCGCAGUACAUCGACGACAAAAUCUUUGAAGAUUUGGCAGCUUUUACAAAUCAAAGACAGCUGCAAACGACAGGAGUGUCACUAAAUACUACUGCUCAAGAAAUCAAGAUUUUCUUUGGCAUAUCAGUACACAUGGCCUGCCUUGGCUAUCCCAGAGUUAAAAUGUUUUGGGCUAAAAAAACUAAAGUGCCAGUUAUUAGCAGGAAAAUGACAAGGGAUAGAUUCUACAAGCUGAGAAGCUCACUCAAGAUUGUUGAUGAUCUGGAUGUAACAGAAGAGACAAAGGAGUCAGACAUUCUUUGGAGAGUCAGACCAUUGCUUGACCGUGUGAGGCAAGGUUGUCUCAGACUUCCAAGGUAUAAUAAGGUCUGCAUUGAUGAGCAAAUCAUCCCUUUCACAGGCCGCUGUCCAGUCAGGCAAUAUGUCCCAGGCAAGCCAAACCCUACUGGCCUAAAAGUCUUUGUCCUUGCCUCUCCAAAUGGUCUGGUGCUGGAUUUUGAGGUGUAUCAAGGGAAGAAUACGUUCAGGGGCCAAAGGUUGGGAGUUGGAGCUGCAGCAGUCUUGCGAUUGGUUGAAUCUCUUCCCACAGGAACCUGUGUAUUCUUUGAUCGAUACUUCACAACAAUCGAUCUCAUGGAUGCUUUGCUUGCAAAGGGUCUUCCAGCAACUGGAACAAUAAUGAGGAACCGAGUACCAAAGCCAUGCCAGCUACCAGGAGAUAAGCAGUUGCGAAAAGAAGGGAGAGGAGCAUCAGUGACGAUGGUCCGGAGGAGGCCUGAGCUGGCAAUCACUAAAUGGUUUGACAAUAAACCAGUGUUGAUGGCUUCCACUGUGUAUGGGAAAGAUCCAGAAGAUAUCUGUAGCAGAUGGUCCAACAAAGAAAAGGCUCAUGUCCAGGUGCGACGACCAGCAGUGAUCAGAGAAUACAAUGACAACAUGGGUGGCGUAGACCUGUGUGACCGAAUGCUGAGCUUUUAUCGCAUGUCAACCAGGACCAAGAAAUGGACAUCACGUGUGAUCGCUCAUUUCUUUGAUGUUGCCAUUACAAACGCUUGGAUCCAAUACAAGUCUGACAGUAAAGCGAUUAAUCGAUCAUCUAAGAACACCCAACAGUAUCUGGACUUCAAAUUGCACCUGGCUGAAGAGCUGUUGGAUAGUCCUUCAUUUGAUGACAGCAGUGAAGUCAGUGAAGAAGAGUAUCAGCCACCAACCAAAACAAGGAUCCCUCAACCAGAGCCCUCUGUACGCAGACUAGGGGCCAGGCACAUGCCAGAGAUGGUGGAUAUCAAGCAUGCAGAAAGAUGCAGGAAUAAGGGCUGCAAUGGCAAGACAUACAUGAGGUGUACCAAAUGCAAGAUGUUUCUCUGCAUCACCAAAAGGAAAACGUGCUUCCAGGAUUAUCACCGCUAAAAUAUCCAAAAGAAGAACUGUAGAACUGCUUAUGUUCAAUGUUCAACUAAAUACACAGGCAACUAUUGUCCUUGCAAGCAAUAAGCAACAGAAAACAAUGAAGAGUGAUAAAGAAUUUAGUUUUUGAUCAA
Molecule: messenger RNA, 2184 nt
Organism: Gambusia affinis (western mosquitofish)
Lineage: Eukaryota; Metazoa; Chordata; Actinopteri; Cyprinodontiformes; Poeciliidae
Product: piggyBac transposable element-derived protein 3-like
Exons: 2
Coding region: 776-2053 (425 amino acids)
Source: RefSeq, a predicted model, not a curated record